Molecule: messenger RNA, 1089 nt
Organism: Colletotrichum phormii
Lineage: Eukaryota; Fungi; Ascomycota; Sordariomycetes; Glomerellales; Glomerellaceae
Exons: 2
Source: RefSeq, a predicted model, not a curated record
UCUUGGGCGUUUCCGAGGCAGCCUCGUUCUUUCUGACUUGUGGACGUACUGUGCCGCGAAGUUAGGUUGGAGACUGGCACGCUGGUUGAGUCAGAAAGCCAACUACUAUAAAUAUUUCAAGGCAUUGGCAAAAGGUUGCGACUUCGAUGAACAUCAACAUCGUUCCCACAUCCAUAGGAUCUGUCCCUCUUUCCAACGACAGAUUCCUUCAAAUACCAGGGCAGUCCACGCCUCGCCCUCGAGUCUGAAAUCCAUAUUCACGAGCCAUCAUAUCUAUACACUUAUGUACCCCAAAUCAAGAGGAAGAUCCUACCCAAAGCAUUUAAGACGGCCACUACAGAACGAAUGGACCAUGAGACCACACAGCUACCGUCAUGUAUUGGUUCGCCCAAUUCCUCACCUGGGAGUACCUCAGUUUCGGAGUCUUGCAGCCGCAGCUCGAUCUCCAACAGCUCUUCCUCGUCCCAAACGCAGGCCACAACGAAUUUCAGUGCAGCGACUAAAGAGCAACCGGGAUGUGAUAGAGAGAGUCUGCUGGUACUGCAGCGGACCUUGACCGAAGAUGUGGAGGGACCCAAAGACUCUAUCACGACGAAGCCUCAAAGGGAUAUUGGACCAGUUGAACGAGAAUUUCACGCGGAUCCUUCUCACGAGUUUUGGAAAUGGUGUCGAAACACACAGAACUGGUACCAUAAGGUGACCGAAACCGGAUCGGUUUUAUGGGCACCCCAUCAGCUAGAUUGAACCUUUCAUUAUGUUUCUGAAUAGACUAGGCUUUUCGGUUUGGGAGUUUUCUUUGACUUUGGAGUAUAGCGUUGAUCUUCAAUCUUCGAUUCAGACAUUCGUUUACCCCGUUGAUUCGUGGAGCUAGAUAGGGGCGAAGGUGACACAAGGAUGCAUAAAGUAGACAAAUUGUAUCGGAUAAUGAGGGCUUGGAGCAUGUUUCGGUUGAUUUCGAAUUAUUAGCAGAGCACAAAUCAUCACUGUCGAUUCAUCAUAUCAUUCAGCUGUAACUACCUAUCUUGGGAGUUCCAUCCAGACCUCGUGGCCUAUCCAAGCUAUGGGCAUGGCUCUGCAUUUGUUGAGACC